GGUUACACGAGUGUGUUGACCAGUGAUUCCUCGGCUGAUAAUCGAAUUUACUCUUGGAUGCCAUGUGGAACUAUUUCUAGUCUACCCAGUGCAGCAUGUGCUGGAUCCAAAGGAUGCCAACAGGAUGGAAUCCAAUACAACCCCAUGGGCGACCCAACUGGAGCAAUUUGCAACACAACUCAGGAUAACGAGCCAAAGCCUACAGUGACGUACAAGGGAGUCGCAUCUGGGGGCUCAUCUAUUAAAAGAGGCAUCAAUAUAACUUACACCUGUGAUCAGUCAACUCCCGAACUGCCGUUCACGGUGGGACAAAACGAACUUGAAGUGGAUACAUACUACUAUCCUUUCGCCGUAACAGGAUCUGGGGCGUGUCUCCAGGACAUUGGAGGUGGAGGUGGAGGGCUGACUGGGGCAGGCAUCUUCCUGAUCAUUUACUUCGUCUCCAUAGCCAUAUACCUCAUAGCCGGAAUAUGCUACAAGGCGUUGUACAAGGGAGCUAGAGGGAUGGAGAUGAUUCCGAACACUGAAUUCUGGAUGAUGGUGCCAGGUCUGAUCAGAGACGGGUGUCUCUUCAUCUACAGAUGGAUCGCCGGCAAAACAUACAAAAAGAGCUUCGAUGCAGUGUGAGUGUCAGCGGACAUUUUAAAGCCAGCAACAUUUUACAACAACCAAACCUUAGUCACGAAAUCGGACUAACUCUAAUUCUAUUUAAUACAUCCAACUUUAAUAAACCUGAAUAUUUUUGAAAAUUUGAGUUAUUAUUAUUUUAUGAAUUUACAGUACUUGAUAACUA
Messenger RNA from Symsagittifera roscoffensis, 793 nucleotides. RefSeq names its product cation-dependent mannose-6-phosphate receptor-like. The record is from RefSeq and is a predicted model, not a curated record. Gene Ontology annotation, cellular component: trans-Golgi network. The coding region runs from base 58 to 627 and encodes 189 amino acids. The transcript is spliced from 5 exons. NCBI's taxonomy places the organism in Eukaryota, Metazoa, Xenacoelomorpha, Acoela, Convolutidae.